AUGCCGGGCUUCGCGGCUUUGCCGCCGGUGCCUCCGCGCGGCCCGCGGGGGCGGCAGGAGCCGCUGCCCGGGCUGGAGUGCGUCCUGCUGGGCGACGGCGCCGUGGGCAAGACCAGCCUGGCUCUCAGCUACAGCACCAACGGCUUCCCGGCGCGUUACCUGCCCACCGCCCUGGACCGUUUCUCCGCUGUGGUCGAAGUGGACGGAGCCCCGCUCAGGCUGGAGCUGUGCGACACUGCAGGGCAGGACGAGUUCGACGGGCUGCGGCGCCUGUGCUACGGGCGGGCCGAGGUGUUCCUGCUGUGCUUCAGCGUGGUGUCGCCGGCCUCCUUCGAGAACCUGUCGGCCAAGUGGCUGCCGGAGCUGCGGCGCCGCUGCCCGGCCACGCCGGUGCUGCUGGUGGGCACCCAGGCCGACCUGCGCCACGACGUGCAGGUGCUGAUCGCCCUGGCGCGCCGCCGCCAGAAGCCCGUGCCCGCCGCCGCCGCCCGCGCCCUGGCCGCCAAGCGGGGCGCGGCGGGCUACGUCGAGUGCUCGGCCCUCACCCAGCACAACCUCAAGGAGGUCUUCGACGCCGCCAUCGCCGCCGCCCUGCGCCGCCGCCCGGCCCCGACGCCCCGCGCCCGCCUCCGGACCCUCUCCAAGGCCUGGUGGAGGAAGUACGGCUGCCUGCGCCGCUAG
This is a messenger RNA of Euleptes europaea (tarantolino), 681 nucleotides long. RefSeq names its product rho-related GTP-binding protein RhoU-like. The coding region runs from base 1 to 681 and encodes 226 amino acids. Gene Ontology annotation, molecular function: GTP binding; GTPase activity. Lineage: Eukaryota; Metazoa; Chordata; Lepidosauria; Squamata; Sphaerodactylidae. Gene Ontology annotation, biological process: small GTPase-mediated signal transduction. The record is from RefSeq and is a predicted model, not a curated record. The transcript is spliced from 3 exons.